Synchiropus splendidus (mandarinfish) is the source of this 3440-nucleotide messenger RNA. RefSeq names its product protein phosphatase 3, catalytic subunit, beta isozyme (gene ppp3cb). NCBI's taxonomy places the organism in Eukaryota, Metazoa, Chordata, Actinopteri, Syngnathiformes, Callionymidae. The record is from RefSeq and is a predicted model, not a curated record. Gene Ontology annotation, biological process: calcineurin-NFAT signaling cascade. Bases 327 to 1880 code for a protein of 517 amino acids. Gene Ontology annotation, molecular function: calmodulin-dependent protein phosphatase activity; calmodulin binding. The transcript has 14 exons. Gene Ontology annotation, cellular component: cytoplasm; cytosol; calcineurin complex.
UCUCUUCGCCCCCCGCACCCUCCCUCAGUCCACCCCGUUCACCUCCAUCUUUAUUAAAACAACAACACCUGAAACAGAGACCAAACAUGCCCCCGCGGCAGCAGCCAGGUCCCCGCCUCUCCUCCCGCGGCAGCACCGCAGCAGCAGCGGCAGCAGGCUUCCCCGGUCCGAGGGCGCACAGAGACUGCACCGAGUGAUGCCACUACUGCAGCCAGACAAACAGCCAGCGCUUGUUUUCGACGCCCGCCGGAGGACCCGAGAGACCUCUCUUGGCCCUUGACAGAAGAGAGAGCCCCCUCCCGCCCCCCGCCCCCCAUUCGUCCAGGAUGUCCGACUGCACUGCAAGUCCCGCGGACCGGGUGAUCAAAUCGGUCCCCUUCCCCCUGGCCCACCGGCUGACCAUGAAGGAGGUGUUCGACGCGGAGGGCCGGCCGCGGGUGGAUCUGCUCAAAGCUCACCUCACCAAGGAGGGUCGCCUGGAGGAGGCCGUGGCCCUGCGCAUCAUCGAUGAGGGCGCCGCCAUCCUGCGCCAAGAGCGCACCAUGUUGGACAUCGAGGCGCCAGUCACGGUGUGCGGCGACAUACACGGCCAGUUCUUCGACCUGAUGAAGCUGUUUGAAGUGGGAGGUUCUCCGGCCAACACGCGCUACCUCUUCCUGGGGGACUACGUGGACCGAGGCUAUUUCAGUAUUGAGUGUGUGUUGUACCUGUGGUCGCUGAAGAUCUUGUACCCAAAGACGCUCUUUCUUCUGCGGGGAAACCAUGAAUGUAGACAUCUGACAGAAUACUUCACCUUCAAACAAGAAUGUAAGAUCAAGUACUCGGAGCAGGUGUACGACUCCUGCAUGGAGGCCUUCGAUUGCUUGCCCCUGGCGGCCCUGAUGAACCAGCAGUUCCUGUGUGUGCAUGGGGGGCUUUCACCAGAGAUCCACACGCUGGACGACAUCAAGAAGUUGGACCGAUUCAAAGAGCCUCCAGCGUUCGGGCCCAUGUGUGACCUGUUAUGGGCCGAUCCCCUUGAAGACUUUGGCAACGAGAAGACCCAAGAGUACUUUGGCCACAACACAGUCCGAGGCUGCUCCUACUUCUACAGUUACCCUGCCGUGUGUGAGUUCUUACAGACCAACAACCUGCUGUCCAUCAUCAGAGCGCACGAAGCACAGGAUGCUGGGUACCGCAUGUACAGGAAGAGUCAGACGACAGGGUUCCCCUCCCUCAUCACCAUCUUCUCCGCUCCAAACUACUUGGACGUCUACAACAACAAAGCGGCGGUGCUCAAGUACGAGAACAACGUGAUGAACAUCCGUCAGUUCAACUGCUCCCCUCACCCUUACUGGUUGCCUAACUUCAUGGACGUCUUCACCUGGUCGCUGCCUUUUGUAGGAGAAAAGGUGACCGAGAUGUUGGUGAACGUGUUGAGCAUCUGCUCUGACGACGAACUCAUGAAUGACGGGGACGAGAUCUACGACGCGAGUGCAGCGGCGGCUCGGAAAGAAGUCAUCAAGAACAAGAUCCGCGCCAUCGGGAAGAUGGCCAAGAUGUUCUCGGUCCUACGGGAGGAGAGUGAGAACGUGCUGACCCUGAAGGGACUGACCCCUACAGGCAUGCUGCCAAGUGGAGUUCUCUCUGGGGGUAAACAGACCUUGCAGAGCGCUACCAUUGAGGCCAUAGAAGCCAUCGAGACAGUUAAGGACGCUGAAGCCAUCCGAGGCUUCUCCCCUCAGCACCGGAUCAGCAGCUUCGAGGAGGCCAAAGGUCUGGACCGGAUCAACGAGCGGAUGCCGCCGCGCCGCGAUGCCAUCAACAGCGUGGGCCUGUCCAUGGGCCGCAUGAACAUGGGGGAGCCCAACGGGACCGACAGCAACAGCAAUAUACAGUGAUGGUGGACGUGCGCUGUGUUGGGCCCAGACACGCAGCUGCAGACAGAACCUGGUUCCACAUUUCUAGAUUCCUGUACAUGUACAUAUACAUAUAUAUAUAUAUAUAUAUAUAUAUAUAUAAAGAUAUAUACACACACGGGACAUGCAUCACACACACAUGCAGUCACAGUAUUUUCACACACACACACACACGCACACGGUGAUCUACUCCUUAUCUCGCCCUCAGCUGUAUGUAAAGGCAUGAGCGCAUCGAGACUGGACCGCUCUCAUAUUUAGAGAGCGACAACUUCCUGUAAUCACUCCCGACGCCGAGCAGGAGGAGCUGUGCUUCACUCAGCGCUGGGUUUGACGGUGUCAGCAUGACGUGGCUGUGUUGGUGUUGCAUCAGGUGGGGGGGACUGUGGAUACGCCUGCCUGCCUGCCUGCCUGCCAGCGUGCACACGCUUCAAGGUGUCAGUGUCUAAUCCAAAGUCUGUCACGUGCAUGUGGAGAGGAGGAAGCUUCACUUGGGGGGAAGAUUCACAGCCGGGCGGCUCCACCUGGGCCGAGUCAAACUGGACCAGCGCCCACGCCAUUCUCCCUCCCAGUGUACAUAGACAGGACGGUUUGCUUGCAGGUGUGACGCACACCACACCAGAUGCAGUGUAGCGGAUACUGAUGUGUGACGCAGAGAUUCGGGGGCGUUAAAAUGUGAUGCCACAACUCUUCAUUCUCCUUCGACAUCCCGAUGAGCGGCUUCCAAACUGCAGAAAGUCGAGCGAAAGAAGACGGAGGAAAUGAGCGUCCGACACCAGAGGAAGAAGAAGGUCUUUGUAAAGCAUUUAUAUAAAUGCAUCAGUGCAUGCAGACUUCAGUUCUUUGAUAAUAAUGUGAAGAUUCUAUUUGUGCUCUGUGUUUCACGGCGUAGAAAGUUCACUUCUUGUUUUCCGGCGAAUAUAAAUGAGUGAUUUAUUUUGUACAUAAUGUUGAUUUAUUUUUCUUUGGUAUCCAUCGUGUCUUCUCGUCUUCUUUUGCUUUUUGCGGCAGUCCAGAAUGACUUCUGCUGCUCAGGAGUGUGGGGUGCACGUUCUCGCCCGUGUUCUCCGCUGAUGUACAGGAGUUGUUCUGAUGAGACCAGUAUGAAACGACGAAUGGCCGUACUACUUUAUAUCCAGAGGCACAGGCACCCGGGCGGCCAGAGCAUGAUUGCAUGGUUCCAAAACUGAGACAAGAGUCAAGCCGGCGGUGUUGCUGUCACAAGUGAAAGGACAAAAGUGUUGUACUCGCUCUGAUCAUAACCCUGCAGCAUUCCUCUCGAUAUUUGCUACUGAUGAUGAUUCUAAUUGUUCUGGACACUCUUCAUAUUUAAGCUCUCUGUCUCUCCUGGUUCAUGUUGAGUUGCUCCUUGGUUGAUCUUGUCGUGCUUCUUUGGGAGAGGUGAACCCCCCGGAGACCCUGUGCCACGCUUCUUUCUCUCUAGCCCUCUCUUUCUUUCCCUCUGCUUUGACUCACUAACACUGUACGCAUGCCCCACGGGACGAUCCACUUUUUUACUCUUGAAUAAAAUAUGCAUGAACCUUU